Phlebotomus papatasi is the source of this 3175-nucleotide messenger RNA. RefSeq lists its product as uncharacterized. The transcript is spliced from 3 exons. NCBI's taxonomy places the organism in Eukaryota, Metazoa, Arthropoda, Insecta, Diptera, Psychodidae. The record is from RefSeq and is a predicted model, not a curated record. The coding region runs from base 189 to 2153 and encodes 654 amino acids.
CCUUUUUGAAUCAGGCAACCCCAAUCAAUUGUCACAUCAUUUUGUGUAUAAUAAUUUUUUUCAGUGGGCGCGGUUUUUCUUUUUAUCAGUUUCCCCACUGAAAAAAAUGUAAUCUAUCAUCAUCUAAAGACUGAUUUCCUCACUGCCCAACUCAUACAUAUCUCCAAACCUAAAUUCCCACCGCAAUUAUGGAAUCCAGCGAACUGGAGAUGUUUGCUGAAGUGAAGAUGGAUACCAGGGAGAAGCACAUCGAUUACCUGAACUUGCGCACGUGGACCAAAUUCUUCCUCAAAGUGGAGAAGAUGAGAUCCUUUCCGUGUUACUUGAGAAUUUCCAUGAUGCAUAGCAAAGAUGAUAUUAGCACCAACAUGACUAUCAAAAUUAAUGUUCCCGGAAUUAAUGUACAAAUGGCUUCAUCGCGGAAAAAGCAACAUAUCUGUAGUCUUUCUUGGACUUACAAUCAGCGCUGCACAAUUUUCCUGAGUUUCGAUUCUCAGCGGAGUUGUGAGGACCAUGUCAAUUGGCUGCGAAUGGCCAUUAGGGACCUGGAGCAGUACAGUCAGGAAUUUAUAGCGUCCAAGAGAGAAAGUCGAACGUCUGCACUGACUUAUGAGAAUAUCUGGGAGACUCGAGGGAUGCGAUCGUAUGGAGAUACACAGAGAUCAUCCUGCACUUCGGGGAUCUAUGAGGAGAUUCCCGAUGCUACUCAGCGGAGAAAUACUGCUCCGAGAGCUUCAAUUGCAUCGGGAAUCUAUGAGGAGAUGCUUCCAGUGUCCGAUGAGGGAGUCAAGAAGGAAGAUCAGAUGCCACCACCAUUGCCACCAAGAACAAGGAUAAAUACCUAUGAGAAUGAGAUUCAUCGAUCAUUCACAAAUCCAGAGUCCGAGAAUCUCAAGAAGAAGCGCUACCGAGCAAUGUUGGACAGUGUUUUGGGCCUGGGAAGGAGAACGUCAAAGGAGAAGAAGGGCAAGAAGGCUCAGAGUCCAGCAAGUCUCACGACGAAAUUUUUAAGUUUGGACAUCACUCAGGGACAGAGAAAUAGUUUCUCGAGUCCGAAUCUCACGAAGAUCACGCGGAGUGUUUCGGAAUCCGAUGCCAUGGAACAGUUUCAGUGCGGAGCGAGUCUUUCUGAUGAUUUCUGGUGUCAUGAAACUUAUUUGAAUACCGUUUCGUCGCAGCCGGAGACAAAGGUGCCGUUUGACGAUGGUGAAGAGGGAAAGAUCUCUCGGAGGUCCUCAAUAGAGAAUCUCCUGGAAGUCAGUGAAACGCCAUCUGGUGGGCAUCUGAGGCAGAAUUCGGUGGAUUGUCGGAUUGGAAGUUCGCAGGAGGAGGAACAGGAGCCUCAGGAGAAAGAUGGAAGUGUCAAUGGAGCUUUCAAUGGUAUUUACUUCAAGUUCCAGGAUGAAAGGAAGCCAGAAAAGUCACCUGCUGCUGCCAAUCCGGAAGGAUAUCUUGAAAUGGGGCCCAUUGGGUUCAAUAGGGCCAAGGUCCGGGAACUGGAUGAGCUGGAACAGAAGAAACCUGAUCUGUCGGGGUAUGUGGAAAUGAAUGGCAAUGGAUUUAGUCAGGAGGCUGUUGAGGAGUUGGAUCGUCUUGAAGCUGACCGGGAUAUUGUGUCCAAUGUGACUUUUUCAAGAGGAUGUGACUCUCCGGCUGAUCCCAGUCGCACGAUGUCGCCAGAUGAGAAGCGAGAGCUGCAGCAGGAAGUGCUGAGAGACCUAGAGACGCCUCCGAAGCGCAUUAAUGCAUUUGAUGAGAAGAUACCGUCCUACUUUCCCAAUGAAAUUGUCCGGAGGAACAGCAGUAGCAGGAGUCUGGUGAGAGAAGGCAAGAGGCGGUACCAGAAGAGUCCGGAAGUGAUGAGACAGGCAAAAUCAUUGAAUGGUGAUGUUCAGCUGGCCAAAAGGAAGCCAAUUGCAAGGUUAUCGGAAGAUUCUGCGGAUGUCCGUCAGAAUUCCCAAGACAAUUCCACGGAAAGUCGGCUGAAUGUCCAAUCUCUAACGGAAAAAUGCGCCACUCUCUCAAGGCUCAGUCGAUGUUCCCUCAGAGCUGAUAUUUCCUCAGGCCUGAGACGCUUUGCAUCCCUCCCACGCUUCCGGAAACUCGAUCUGACGCCCCUUAAAACGAAAAUUUCCAGCGUUCUGCAGCGAUAAACCCACCAGGUAACUUUUUCUCAGAAAUCCUCAAAAUCGGAUAUUUUCGGAAAAAUCUGCGGAUAUCCGUUAGAAUUCCCCAGAAAAUUCCGCGGAAUUUCGAUUGAAUAUUCUUUACCCUAUAACUAUAAAAUCUGCCUUUAACUUUCGCUACGAAAUGUUGCUUUUUCGGAAAAAUCUGCGGAUAUCCGUUAGAAUUCCCCAGACAAUUCCGCGGAAUUUCGUUUGAAUAUUCUUUACCCUAUAACUAUAAAAUCUGCCUUUAACUUUCGCUACGAAAUGUUGCUUAUCAAUGUGCUUUCAUCGAGAAAAAACAAUGACCAAAAUGCGUAUCAAAGUUUUUUUUUAAUGCAAAAAAAUGAGCUCAAAGAAUUAGUCUAGACAUCGCAUUUAUUAUAAAAGAAAAAUUAUAAUUAAUAAAUAAAAUUAGCAUGUAGAAAUAUUGAUCUCAAGCUGAAAAUUUUGCAAAAUGGCGGAUUUUUUCUCGCCAAAAAAACUGUGAUUUUUUAAAUGUACAAAGGGAAUAAAUCAAUUUAUGAAUAAAAUAGCAUAAUUUUCGGCUAAAUCACAGAUAAACAAUUUUUUCUAUUAAAAAUAUUGCAAAGAAUGACUCGAGAGCUUUUUUUUGAAAGAAUAAUUAGAGAAAAAAAACAUAAAGUGACUAAUAUAUUGGAUUCAAUGACGCUUUAUGUGAAUGAAAAAACAAUUUGCAAUUAGCUCAAGAAGGCACACGCAAAAAAAAUUGGUUUAUAAACUUGCUCAAUGCGUUCGUUUUUCUGUUUUUUUUUUUUGUAAAUCUUAGAAAUUCUCACCGCAGAAACAAUAAAAGAGAGAAUUUUUUUGAGAAGAAGAAGAAAAAAUAAAUGCUUGAGGUGCGAAUGAGAAUAAUGUGAUUAAUUAAACUGAAUUUCGAAAAAAAAGCGUAUAGAAAAAAUGAUAAUAAAUAUUUAGUAGAAUAAAAUGCGUAAUUUAUAAGAAAAAACACAAAUGAAAUAUGGAAUAAAACAAAAAAUGAAUAUGAA